CAUUCAAUUCACAGUCGCCGACGAAGAUUAGAAGAAAUAAUCGCAAGUUUGGCAAUAAGUAUGUCAGAGGCCAUCAUCUUACGGGUGAUAGGGGAACUGGAGAGCUUUCUGGCUGAAAUGCCGUGGAUCAAAAUCUAUAUUCAACCGGAAACACUAGAUUCCCAGAAAGAGUUAAUAAAAGAGCUCAAAAUGAUGUCGGACUUCGUGAGAGACAAUAAAUCUGAAGAGAAGAGCAGGAAACAUAGUUUGCUAGCUGACUUUGCUGAGAUGGCUCAAGUUUCAGCAGAACACAUAACGUGGCUGAAAACUUAUAUGAUCUCCAAGGACCUACGCGGGCUGAGGAAGAUAAAAAAGCGCAUGUUGGAGUCUGAAGUUGGUGAGGCGGUGAGUAGUUCACAAACUGCCGGAGAAGAAGGAGAUGGAUCAGGUGUCGUGGUGGGCUUGGAGAGAGACGUGCAACAGCUUGUGUUUAAAGUGAUUCUCAGUGAAGAGAUGUGGCUUAUUGCUAAACCGGUACUUAUCAAAGGCAUGGUUGGCGUGGGAAAGACAACUCUGGCUAGACAAGUAUACAACCAUGCGGCCAUCGUUGGAAAAUUCAAGCACCGCGCAUGGAUAAGCCUUUCUAGUUACACAAGUAAACAUGAGGUGCUUGUGGAACUGAUACGCCAGUUGGUGGAAAUUGACGGAGAUAAAGAUUCGUUGCUGCUGGAGGAGAUGGGCAACCAGAGUCUACAGCAGAUGCUUCUCCGGCAUCUUGUAGAAAUGCCGCCAUGGUUUAUAGUUCUCGACAACGUGCUGCCGGAAAUGCGCUUGAAAUCCCUCUUGCUAAACAUUGCAUCCCUUUCACACACAAGGCAUAGAUGUAGAUUGCUGAUCACCAGUUGCAAUCAGAUUCAACAACAGUUUUAUACUCAUGAGAUGAAAGCUUUGGAUGCCGAAAAGAGCUGGAAAUUGUUUUUGAAAACAGUUAAUAUAUUCACAAGUAAUGAGAACAAAUUCUCAAAGGACUUGGAGAUGAAGGGUAGGGAGAUGUUAAAAAAAUGUGGGGGUUUGCCGCUAGCUAUAAAAGAUGUUGCAAGGCAGAAAGCAAAGCAAAGACUCUCGGGGAUUGAAUGGGAAACACUUUUUGAUUCAAUUGAUUUGAGUGGAUCAUUGAAGCAAUUGGAGGUGAUGUACGAUAACUUGGACGAAGAACUCAAGGCAUGUUUCUUGCAUAUGUCCCUUUUUAAGGAAAAUGCAAUAUUGAGAGAAGAGAAGUUGCACUAUAUUUGGGCUGCAAAUGAAGUAAAAACAGGAAUUGCACCAUGUGCCAGGUUAGUUAGUCAGUCCAUUAUUGAAGUCGUGCACCCGUACCCAGAAAUCAACAGAGUGAAAAGGUGUCGCGUGAAUCCUCUACUACACAUGCUAUCCUAUCAAAAAAGCAGAGGAGGAAAUAGGCUUUGAG
Molecule: messenger RNA, 1444 nt
Organism: Salvia hispanica
Lineage: Eukaryota; Viridiplantae; Streptophyta; Magnoliopsida; Lamiales; Lamiaceae
Product: putative disease resistance RPP13-like protein 2
Biological process (GO): defense response to other organism
Molecular function (GO): ADP binding
Source: RefSeq, a predicted model, not a curated record